AUGAAUGCCCUCGCGAUAACAAGCAAGCGUGUCGCCGCCCAUAACUCUUAUAGGUCGCUAUGGCGAGCCUUACGGGACUCCAAGCACGGUCUGCCGAAGAGCAAUUCGCUCCAGGUGCGGUUACGCUCAACCACAGAGACAAUGCCAAAGAUUGCUCAGGCAUCGACAUGGACGUCGAUCAUUCCUAAGUUUCUUCGAGAUCGCAGUCUACGAACAGCCACAUCAGCGCAAGCAAAAUCGAAAGAAUGGAAUCCUGCAACCUUCUACAUCGUGAUUUUCACGCUUAUAGGGUCGCAGGCCAUUCAAAUGCUAGUCCUACGAAAAGAACUCGAAAAUUACACCCGAAGAUCCGACGCAAAAUUAAGGUUAUUGGCAGAGGUCAUUCAGAAGGUGAAAAACGGAGAGAACGUCGAUGUUGAAAGGCUAUUAGGCACGGAUGAUGAGACGAAGGAACGAGAAUGGGAAGAAGUUCUUCGAGAGAUUGAAGACGAAGACUCCCUCUGGCGCCAGAAGUCUGGGAGAAAACGAGACAGCAAUUCUGCUGAAUCCGCAGAAGACGACAAACGUCAAAAAAGUGUGGCAAUUGAGAAGGAGCGCCUUUUGAAUCCAGAGAAAUCUCUGAAAGCCCCAGAACCAUCGUCAGUUGAAAGUCCAAGGAAUGCUAGGUUCUACUAG
This is a messenger RNA of Talaromyces atroroseus, 675 nucleotides long. RefSeq lists its product as hypothetical. The transcript has 2 exons. Bases 1 to 675 code for a protein of 224 amino acids. Lineage: Eukaryota; Fungi; Ascomycota; Eurotiomycetes; Eurotiales; Trichocomaceae. The record is from RefSeq and is a predicted model, not a curated record.